AGCCAGGGCCGCGAUUUUAGGCACAUAACCGACACUACACCCUCUUUGCGGCCCCAUAAAACCCACACAGAGGCCUACACGCCCCCAAAACCCCCUUAUUAAGGCAAAAGAGCCGCCAAAACAGCAAGGCCUGGUCCGCACUAUCCGGUUUGUACCAGUUUCAAACCGAAAUUUUCAUGGCGAAUUGAACUCCUCUCAGGCCCUCCAGUCCCCUUUAUUUCUGCUUUCCGGGGCUGAGCGCGGCGAUAGGCAGGCUAGCAAGGGACAGGAAGGCACGUGGAUGUCCCGGAGGAGGAAAAUAGCGGGCAGCAGAGGACAUAGAGCAGAAGAUUGAAAAAAUGAGUCUGACUGUAGAAGCUUCAAAACUUUUAGACUUUAAUCAGAAAUUGGACAUACCUCUCCUUGACAAUGUCAUCGGUUUUAUGUACAAUGGGAUUGGAGAACAGCAACGCAUUGCCCAGGAGGUCCUCACCACACUCAAGGAGCACCCAGAUGCAUGGACGAGGGUGGAUGCCAUCCUUGAGUACUCACAGAACCAGCAGACCAAAUACUAUGCACUACAGAUCCUGGAGCAGGUCAUCAACACAAAGUGGAAGGUGUUGCCCAGAGACCAGUGUGAAGGGAUAAAGAAAUACAUCGUCAAUGUUAUCAUCAAACUGUCCAGCACGCCAGAAUCUCUAGACAGAGAAAAAGUAUACCUUAAUAAACUGAACAUGAUUCUUGUACAGAUCUUGAAGAGAGAAUGGCCCAAGAAUUGGCAGUCGUUUAUCCCAGACAUUGUCGGGGCAAGCAAAACCAACGAGUCAAUGUGCCAGAACAACAUGGUGAUCCUCAAGCUGCUCUCGGAGGAGGUGUUUGACUUCUCCACGGGACAGAUGACCCAAACCAAGGCCAAACACCUCAAGGACACCAUGUGCUCACAGUUCCAGCAGGUGUUCCUCCUCUGUAUAUUUGUUAUGGAAAACUCACAAAACCCAACUCUUGUUAGUGCCACAUUAGAAACUCUACUAAGAUUUCUGAACUGGAUUCCUCUUGGGUACAUCUUUGAAACAAAGUUGAUCAGCACGCUUAUCUACAAGUUCUUAGGCUUGCCGCUCUUCCGUAAUGUGACGCUCAAGUGUCUGACGGAGAUUGCUGGAGUGGCUGUCCCUUCCUAUGAUGAGUCCUACAUCAUGAUGUUUUCACAGACCAUCACACAACUGCAGGAAAUGCUUCCAUUGGACACCAACAUCAGAGAAGCAUACGCCAAUGGCCAGGAUGCAGAACAACAGUUUAUCCAGAAUUUGGCACUGUUUCUAUGCACUUUUUUGAAAGAGAGAGGAUCCCUGGUAGAGAAAAAGCAGCUUAGUGAUGCGUUACUUAAGGCAUUGCAGUACCUGAUCCUGAUAUCUGAGGUGGAUGACACGGAGAUAUUCAAGAUCUGCCUUGAGUACUGGAAUGCCCUCGCCUCAGACCUGUACAGAGAGUCUCCCUUCCUCCCUCCCACCAGCGCCUCGCCACUUUACCUUCCUAGACCAAACUCUCGCCGCCAGUUUUACCAGCCCAUCCUCACCAAAGUGAGAGCGCUGAUGAUAAGUCGAAUGGCAAAACCAGAGGAGGUGCUGGUGGUGGAGAAUGAGCAGGGUGAGGUGGUGCGGGAGUUCAUGCGGGACACCGACUCCAUCAACAUGUACAAAAAUAUGCGUGAGACUCUUGUUUACCUCACCCACUUGGACUACGCAGACACAGAGCGCAUUAUGACGGAGAAGCUGGCAAAUCAGGUCAAUGGAAGCGAGUGGUCGUGGAGAAAUCUGAACACUUUGUGCUGGGCUGUCGGGUCCAUUAGUGGUGCCAUGCCAGAGGAGGACGAGAAGAGAUUUUUAGUGAUUGUGAUAAAAGACUUGCUUGGUCUUUGUGAACAGAAAAGAGGAAAGGACAAUAAGGCAAUCAUUGCAUCAAAUAUCAUGUAUAUUGUGGGACAGUACCCAAGAUUCCUGCGCAUACACUGGCGGUUCCUCAAGACAGUCAUCAAUAAACUUUUUGAGUUUAUGCAUGAAACUCAUGAUGGUGUGCAGGACAUGGCCUGUGAUACUUUCAUCAAGAUUGCGCAGAAGUGUCGCCGACAGUUUGUCCAGAUGCAGGUUGGGGAAGCGAUGCCAUUCAUAGAAGAGAUCCUUUCCUCCAUCAACUCCAUCAUUUGUGACUUACAGCCUCAACAGGUACACACCUUCUAUGAGGCGGUGGGCUACAUGAUCAGUGCCCAGACAGACCAGGUUAUCCAGGACCACCUCAUUGGCAAGUACAUGAUGCUACCCAACCAGGUGUGGGAUGAAAUCAUCAACCAGGCAUCCAGGAAUGUUGACAUUUUAAAAGACCCUGACGUGGUGAAGCAGCUUGCCAACAUCUUGAAGACCAACGUACGAGCGUGUAAGGCUUUGGGUCACCCCUUCGUGUCACAGUUGGGACGUAUCUACCUAGACAUGCUUAACGUGUACAAAGUGAUGAGUGAGAACAUUAGUGCUGCCAUUGCCCUGAAUGGAGAAGGAGUCACGAAACAGCCACUCAUCAAGUCCAUGCGAGUAGUCAAGAAGGAGACCCUCAAGUUGAUAUCAGGCUGGGUAUCCCGCUCAGAUGAUCAUGUGCUGGUUCUCGAUAACUUCAUUCCUCCAUUGCUGGAAGCAGUCUUGAUGGACUAUCAGAGAACGGGUGUACCAUCAGCAAGAGAGCCAGAGGUCUUGUCCACCAUGGCUACAAUCGUAAAUAAGCUUGAGUCACACAUCACACAGCAAGUUCCCAAGAUCUUUGAUGCUGUGUUCCAGUGCACUCUCGCAAUGAUAAACAAGGACUUUGAAGAAUUUCCAGAGCACAGAACAAACUUCUUCCUCCUCCUGCAGGCUGUCAACACCCACUGUUUCACAGCAUUGCUCAACAUACCUCCAGCUCAGUUUAAGUUGGUGCUGGAUUCUAUCAUUUGGGCAUUCAAACAUACCAUGAGAAAUGUGGCAGAUACUGGAUUGCAGAUCCUCUACCAGUUGCUACAAAACAUUUCUACUCAUGAACAUGCAGCGAGCAGCUUCUACCAGACAUACUACACAGACAUCUUGCAGCACAUAUUCUCUGUUGUCACGGAUUCUUCACACACAGCGGGUUUGACAAUGCAUGCAUCCAUCCUGGCAUACAUGUUCACUCUAGUGGAGCAAAACCGUAUCACAGUGAGCCUGGACUCUGCCAACCCUACAGCCCCAAGCACGAGCAAUGUCACCUACGUCCAGGGCUUUGUGGCCAACCUUCUCAAGGCUGCCUUCCCUCACCUGUCUGAGAACCAGAUCAAGAUUACUGUUCAGGGCAUGGUGAACCUCAACCAGGAUAUUCCUGCCUUCAAGGAACAUUUGAGAGACUUCCUUGUACAAAUCAGAGAGGUUACUGGAGAUGACGAUAGUGACCUCUUCCUGGAGGAGAGGGAAGCCACCCUCCGCCUGGCCCAGGAGGAGAAGCGCCGUGUACAGAUGAGUGUGCCAGGCAUACUCAACCCCCACGAGAUCCCUGAGGAGAUGCAGGACUAAUGGCCAAGUCACUUGAGUCCAGUGGGAUAGUCCACAGCUGUCCUGAGUUCUCCUUUGUUCUAUGUCACCGUCAAACUGGGUAUUAUGCUUUCAUACUUAUUACUUCAUGAAUGAAUAUUUUCCUCCUUAAAAAGAGCUAUUUUCUUUAAGCCACUUCAAGUCUGAAUGAUCUCAUUACUGAAAUCUUUAUUGAACUUUGGAAAAUGGUAGAGGUUGUUAUCCUCCAUCCUGUUUGAGACUUAGGUACUGCUUUAGUUGAAUAUUUUCACUAUUCUUAUUCUAUCACAUGCAUAUAUCAGGUUCAUAUAACAAGCUCUUGAGUAUUGGUAUAGAAUAUUCAGAGUGUAAAUAGAAACUGUCAUUCUUCAUUCACUCAUUAUUCCUCAUAAAGCCUUAGGGCCAAGGAGCCUUUGUCCAAUAGUCUCGACAAAGGUGUUGUAACUAAGCCAUCUCACUGUCAAAGCCAGAGCACCCAUUGUUAAGCAUCCAGAUUCAUGCCAUUAUUUGAUUUCCUGGAAAAAAAUCCUGCUGGGGAAACAAAGGCCCUGCCAGUCACAGCAGUUUCCACCACCUCCACCCUGAACACAUCAUUGCCAACCAUGCUGUCUCGUGAGAUAUUCUAAACAGUGUUGACCAGUGUAUUUGAACUUUACUAGCUAUACUUGUUAAAGGUGACCUAAUUCAAACCGUUCAAAGGGGCUGGAUUUGUAAUAAGGAGAAUUUCAGUUGAGAAUAGAGACUUAUGUACAUGGUGUACAUGAUCAGCUUAAUUGUUACCUCAUGAGGUCACGGGAUGAACCUCAGACCAGACAAGGAGACACUUUUUCUAUUGUCAUUUGAAAGGGAACAAAUAUUUUUGAAAAAUCAACAAAACUGUUGAAGUGAGAAGUGUUUUGACCAGAAAAUUUUGUACUUGGUCUUGUUGCACCAGAUUCAUCAUUGUACUUUUGGGUCAAAUCCACUGGAAAAUAUAUCAUCUGUACAACAGUAACAGUUACGUAUGAGUGUCUGUGAGAUUAGUGUUAUGUAAAAUCUUUCAAGUCAGUACAUUAUAGCGACUCUGUGAUCACACCAAAAGGCACUGUCUUGUGGGUGUUUAUUUCCGAUGGCAGUGCGUCUAGUGGAGUGAGAGUGAUGUGUGGAACAGUGAGGUCAGCAGAUGGAAUUUUCUGUCUUUCUUGGUCAAAUGGCUCAAGUGGCAAGUAACUUCUGUUUUCAGCAGAAAUAAAUACUCCAGUGACAGUGUCCCACCAAGGUUGGUUGCCUGCUUGCCCACCCCAGCACUGAGGCCACCCCUCCCCAGCACAUGUCCUGGGCAGAGCUUUUCUGUGUGUGCAUGGAAAGUGUGAGAACCUUAUUUAUAUCUAAGGAAAGUGAAUGUUUGUUGUUUAUCAGUCAAUGCUCUGGCUUUGGGGUUCAGAUUGGCAUUUGUAUUGUUACUUAGGAAUAAUACAUGGCUGGCAGGCCCAAUGGGCCUAUGGUGAAACCUCAGUUUUGUAGAGGACUAGCUGAUUGUGAGACUGUAUUUGCCAUUAUAUGAAUGUGUGUCUUUUUUUUCUGUUGUGGUAGUACAUACUGUAGAAACUGAUGAUGAUGUGCCAGACCCAUGUGCUUGUGGAUCCCUUCUGGCUGCACUGCUGGAGUCUGGACUUCUGCCUUGUGUUGUUUAACAAAUUUGUCUUUAGUUUGUGCUUGAAUGAGCCUAGGGAGCAAUAAGGAUGCCCCUCAAGGGCUUUGGGGGUGAGUCUCCUCUCCUAGCACUCCUGUUUGACCAAAGUUUGUGUUGUGUGGAUGUGAGAAAUGGCUGUCAACUGAAAUUAUCACUGGUUUAGUUUAAUUUUGUGACUAAUGGUCUUAGGUAUUGAACAAGUCUAAGGCUUCCACCCCUUUUUUCUCAAAGAUUUCAUACAUUCAAAGUAUGCUAAUGUGGAUGGUUUUUAUUUAUCAUUUCAUACUUGCUAAAGUUUUGUGUUGCUGCAAGAACAAGUGAAGGUUUCCAAGGGGAGGUGACUGGCUGUGUGUGGCUGUUCUUGGCCACCAUUACUUUCAUCUCGCCUUAGGCCAUUACGAGUAUCAGGUACUUUGAAAAUCGUGUUUAAGCCUCACAACCACAGAGUAAUCUUUUCUUCUCACUUCAAUGGCUGUUAAGUAAGCAUAAUGUUACAUAAUCAAAGUUUGGUAUAAUGUCAAUGCUUUUGGGGACUAUAUUAAGCCUUGGUCACAGGUUCCAGUCAUGGAAUAGAAGUUUGUGCUUUGUGUAAAUCACAAGUAUGCGGAGUAAAUGCUAAAUUCCCCUUUAUUUUCUACAAUUGUAUGCACAAGGGCUCCUGAGAGACUAGUCUAGAUGGAUUGGCCGUAUCUCAAGCAAGAACUGCAUAACAGUGGGAGAUUUUUCUUCCAUGAGUUAUUUUCAUACUUUCCUGCAGAAUUGCAGGAAAAUUAAUGUUUCAUGGAAUAGGGAAAUUUUUCCUUUGGAAAGAAAUCUUAAUACAUAACCUUGUUAAGGUAAUCUUUGUAUGUAAGGUUGUAUGUGUGUAAUUUAUUAGAAAUCUCCUCUUUGUAUUGAAUGUAAGCUGUCAUUGUAUCAUUAUUUUAUUAUAGUCAUUGAUUUCCUCAACUUUUCUUGCAAGGGGCCACAUUGCCGUAUAAGAUUUGGAAGCGGCAAACACAAAAUACUUCAUAGAAAAUUCCGCAUUACGCUUAUGCUCCCUUAUGUAUUGUCCCUUAUUGUUCAGACAUCUUCAUAAAAAUUAUUGUGCAUUAAACUGUAGCAAAUUCACUGCAAAUAAUGUAUGCAUGGUUUAUCCAAAUCUUGAUCUGGAAGUCUGCACCAGCUAUUAAGAUCAGUUUAGUUUUUUCAGGUGUAUUGAACUUCAUUGAUCUUGAAGACAGGCAGAUUUUCUCUACAAUAUGGAAGAUUGUUUUUUGUAAAACUUUAUUUAAAUAUUAUUUGGGUUUUGUUAAGUUUUGAGUUUGAAAUCUUGUUCAUAUGUGUAUGUGAUUUGCUAUAGUGUUGACUAGUGUACCUUGAGCCUCAGACAGUCCUACCGCUAGCUGAGAGCAUCCCUAGCUAGACACAUUAAUUUUGGAGCAAGACUUGUAUUACCACCAGGUUAAGGGUUUAGUGGGCCCUCAGAUGCAUCCCUUGGGGUGGCGGAUGUUGACCUUCAUUGUGGCGGUGGUGGCAGGCAGGCCCCUCACUGACAGCCUCUGGCAGUGAUAUGGUGGGUGGGAGGGAGGGAGGGAACAGCAAAAGCAGUGUAGUGUGUGUGGGGAUCUCUGGAGAACACUUGUACCUUCCUGUAGUUUCGGCUCGACUUACUAACAUUCAGAACGAUGUCGCAUAUGGGAUAUUGUCUCUACGCGUCCCGGGUUCAUGAUGUUCUUCCACCCCCAUAGUAUGUGUGCUGUGUGUCUCCUUCAGUGCAUUGAGCCUGAGUUGCUGUGUCUCUGUUUUAAGAGAUGACGAGUCUUGUGUGACUGGAAGUUUUGAUAUUCUGCUAUUUGUGCAAAACUUAGCAAAAUAAAUAUUUUACAUGAA
Molecule: messenger RNA, 7083 nt
Organism: Eriocheir sinensis (Chinese mitten crab)
Lineage: Eukaryota; Metazoa; Arthropoda; Malacostraca; Decapoda; Varunidae
Gene: emb
Product: exportin-1-like
Exons: 19
Coding region: 339-3542 (1067 amino acids)
Biological process (GO): ribosomal large subunit export from nucleus; ribosomal small subunit export from nucleus; protein export from nucleus
Cellular component (GO): nucleus; cytoplasm
Molecular function (GO): nuclear export signal receptor activity; small GTPase binding
Source: RefSeq, a predicted model, not a curated record